UCGUGAACGAAACCCCCAUUAUUCGAUCUUCUUCUUCUUCCCCCGGGACACCUGCUUGUUGCUUGUUGCUCUAGACUGUGGAUAGCCGACACGGUCUUUCUUUCUAGCGUUCGCAUAUAUAGACACACCGCUCCCAGCCAUUACAGAGCUGUUGGGCAGACUCGCACGUUGACGGGUGCGCCGCGGGUAAAGGGGGGCAAAAGGGACAGCAUACAACAGACAUACCACAGACUCCGCGAUGGCAUCUGUGUCGCCUCCUAAGCCGUGGGAGAGAGCAGCUGUUGCAGCUUCAGGUCAGUUCAGGAGAGAGUGAUCCCCCUCGCAGCUGAUAUCAGAGUGAUAUCUACCAAUAUCAAAAUCUUCAAGACACAGUGAGCUGACCUGGUUUACUAUGGAUAUAGGCUCCUCUGUAGCCCAACGGGUUGUAACGGCCUCUGCUGCACCUCCGUCUUCUACUACCGCUGUUGCGCCGUCUUCUUCUUCCACUACAUCUUCCUCCUCGGCACCCGAACUGCCAUCCAGGCCCAGCGCGCUGAACGCUGUUGUUAACCAGACAGCCUCUACAUACUCUCCCUAUGGCGCAUCAAGACUAGGCACGUCACCCUAUACUGGCGGGUACAACAACUACUCCUCACCAUAUUCACGGUUUGGGGCGAUGGGAGGCAUGGGCUCGAUGUACGGCGGCUACGGCGGGAUGGGGGGGAUGUAUGGUAGUUAUGGUGGGAUGGGAGGAAUGUAUGGAGGCAUACAGAACGGUGACCCCAACAGCUUGACGCAUUCAUUCAACCAGAGCACGCAGGCGACCUUCCAAAUGAUCGAGAGCAUCGUUGGUGCGUUUGGUGGGUUUGCGCAGAUGUUGGAAAGCACCUACAUGGCCACCCAUAGCUCAUUCUUUGCUAUGGUAUCUGUUGCAGAGCAGUUUGGGACCUUGAAGAACACGCUUGGUUCUGUCCUGGGUAUAUUCACACUCCUUCGAUGGCUGCGGACACUGCUUGCCAAAUUGACCGGCAGACCGCCCCCAGCUGACGCAACCGCCUUGACCCCGUCUGCCUUCUCUGCCUUCACUGGCAACAAUGGAGGCGUUCCCGACGGCUCUGGCCGUCCCAAGCCUUCGAAGAAGCCCUUCUUCUUCUUCCUUGCCGCCGUCUUUGGCCUUCCCUAUCUCAUGUCAAAGCUCAUCCGCGUCCUGGCUCGGUCACAAGAACAGGAAGCAAAACGACAACAGGAACUUCUCAACGAAGCCCAGCAGCAGGGAUCCAUUGACCCGUCCAAGCUCGACUUCUGCCGAGUGCUGUACGACUACUCGCCCGAUACACAGGCCACUGGCGGAAUUGACCUUGCAGUUAAAAAGGGCGAUCUUGUUGCCGUACUGAGCAAGUCCGACCCAAUGGGAAACCCAUCCGAAUGGUGGAGGUGCAGGAGCCGUGACGGCUCUGUUGGAUACCUGCCAAGCCCCUAUCUCGAGGCCAUUCAACGCAGGCCACAGCAGCAAGCGAUCACGGCUGGAGCCGCCAGCAGCACGAGCAGCGCCCCGGCUACGAGGACGAGUACCCUGGUUGGCAACGCUGCCGAGUCGCGAACGAAGAGCCUGACUGCAUUGAAACAGGCUCCAGAGCCCGUCAAGGGAAAGCCAACUGACAUCUCGCUGGAGAACUUCCAGAAGUCCAAUUUCUACUCCUAAAACAAAAGGAACUUCCAUUUUUUCGUCUAAUCUUUUUCUUUUCUUUUCUUU
Messenger RNA from Trichophyton rubrum CBS 118892, 1732 nucleotides. RefSeq lists its product as uncharacterized. Bases 392 to 1681 code for a protein of 429 amino acids. The record is from RefSeq and is a predicted model, not a curated record. Gene Ontology annotation, biological process: protein import into peroxisome matrix, docking. Gene Ontology annotation, cellular component: peroxisomal importomer complex; peroxisome; peroxisomal membrane. NCBI's taxonomy places the organism in Eukaryota, Fungi, Ascomycota, Eurotiomycetes, Onygenales, Arthrodermataceae. Gene Ontology annotation, molecular function: protein binding. The transcript is spliced from 2 exons.